AUGUGGGGAUCUAGGCAUGGAUGGGCCGACCGCGUUUUCUUUUUAAAAGUCAGCGUGCGCUUUGAGCACUCAGAUGGCACCUAUUUUGUGCCUUGCAGGAAGCUUGCUUUCUGCUCGUUACCUGGCAUCUGGGAAAUGUCACCACACUUUUGGAGUAUCCAGCUCCUGGGGCGGCGGGUCAUGUUGGUCUUAAAUCAGUUCGUGCUUCUCCUCGAGCUCAGCGAGACGGGGCGGCUUAUCGGCUUGGUUGUCAAAGAAAUCUUAACAUUUCUUCAUUUCUCUUGGAAGGAGUCUAAAGCUACCUACCUGGAAGACCUUCCACCUCCCCCUGAGUAUGAAUUGCCUCCAUCCAAGUUAGCAGAGGAAGUGGAUGAUGUUUAUCUGAUUCGAGCUCAAGGAUUACCAUGGUCAUGCACUGUCGAAGAUGUGCUUAGCUUUUUUUCAGACUGCAGAAUCCGUAAUGGUGAGAAUGGAAUACACUUCCUCUUAAAUAGAGAUGGGAAACGAAGAGGUGAUGCCUUAAUUGAAAUGGAGUCAGAGCAGGAUGUGCAGAAAGCCUUAGAAAAGCACCGCUUGUACAUGGGGCAGCGGUAUGUGGAAGUAUAUGAGAUAAACAAUGAAGAUGUGGAUGCCUUAAUGAAGAGCCUGCAGGUUAAAUCUUCCCCUGUGGUAAAUGAUGGUGUGGUUCGCUUGAGAGGACUUCCUUAUAGUUGCAAUGAGAAAGACAUUAUAGACUUCUUUGCAGGACUGAAUAUAGUAGACAUUACUUUUGUGAUGGACUAUAGAGGGAGAAGAAAGACAGGAGAAGCCUAUGUGCAGUUUGAAGAACCAGAAAUGGCCAACCAAGCCCUAUUGAAACACAGGGAAGAAAUCGGUAACCGAUAUAUAGAGAUAUUUCCAAGCAGAAGGAAUGAAGUUCGAACACAUGUUGGUUCUCAUAAGGGAAAGAAAAUGGCAUCUCCUACUGCUAAGUAUAUAACUGAGCCAGAUGUGGUCUUUGAAGAACAGGAAGUAAAUGAGGAUAUUCGACCUAUGACAGCUUAUGAAAGUGAGAAGGAAAUCGGUGAGGAUCUGCCUCUUGUUAAGACUUAUUGGGUCUAUCUUAAAGACCAGUGGCCUGGUGCAUGA
Myotis davidii is the source of this 1128-nucleotide messenger RNA. RefSeq names its product G-rich RNA sequence binding factor 1 (gene GRSF1). Gene Ontology annotation, molecular function: RNA binding. Gene Ontology annotation, cellular component: ribonucleoprotein complex; nucleoplasm. Gene Ontology annotation, biological process: regulation of RNA splicing. The record is from RefSeq and is a predicted model, not a curated record. The transcript has 7 exons. Bases 1 to 1128 code for a protein of 375 amino acids. Lineage: Eukaryota; Metazoa; Chordata; Mammalia; Chiroptera; Vespertilionidae.